Aspergillus nidulans FGSC A4 is the source of this 753-nucleotide messenger RNA. RefSeq names its product GFA family protein. The coding region runs from base 1 to 753 and encodes 250 amino acids. Gene Ontology annotation, molecular function: carbon-sulfur lyase activity. NCBI's taxonomy places the organism in Eukaryota, Fungi, Ascomycota, Eurotiomycetes, Eurotiales, Aspergillaceae. The record is from RefSeq and is a predicted model, not a curated record. The transcript has 6 exons.
AUGCAUGCUCCUCAACAAGAAUAUUUCGCUGGCACAGAGGUUGUACUGUACGGUCAUGGCUCUUACAAGGAGCAUUGUACCUCGCUUUUUGCGUUCCACGGUGUGACCCAUGGAGCGACUCUGGAGCUAGCACUAUACGAGGACUUCGUUCAAUCACAAGAGCUGCCUCUCUCAGUUAUGCUUACUUCUACAGUCGUUGGACACUUCACCUCAUCACCAUCUUCUCAGCCAACACGCAAGGUCCUCACUCUAACUCAUGAGCCUAACAAUUCAACGCCGCCUGCUUUCUCUUGUCCGCGCAAUGCCUUCUUACACCGGCUCCUGCACCUGCCGCAAAAUACAGUACGAUCUGACUCUUUCGUCGCCCGACGACGCGCGGACGUCAUUAUGUCAUUAAUGAUUGCGGUAUGGAACGCAGGUAUUGACGAGUCGAUGCAGAAAGCAUUUGGCGGGAACUACGGCCUGACAGCGAAGAUCCCCAAGGACGCGCUGAAGAUUACGGCCGGCAAGACGAAAGAGUUUGCCGCCGAUAAUGGCUCGGGAUCAAUUGUGCAUCGUGAGUUCUGUGAUAACUGUGGGAGUUUUAUCUGUGAAUACGGGGACGCUGUUAAGGAUAAAUUUCGGUACAUCGUCGUUGGAUCGCUCGAUGAUCCGGAGGUACUACCGCCCAAGGGCGAAUUCUUCUGCAAGGACAGAGCCAGCUGGAUGCCUGAGAUACCCAACGUAUUCCAUAAGAAGGAGAUUAAAGAGUGA